GCCACCGACGAGACUGGAGUGACCUCCUACAACCUGUACUGGGCCGACGCGGCGUUCAUGAAGCUUCUCCUUAUCGCGAAGCUGCCAGCAAGCUCGAGUUCGUUGACCUACACGCUCACCGAUGCCGUCAUCCCAGCCGCCGCUGCGCACAUCCUGGUCAGUGUGGAAGGCGCUGGUGGUGAGACCGUUGGUGGCGUGGCCACCACAGGCGAGCUAGACUACACCACGCUUACAGCGCCUCGUGACCUCAUGUUCCAAGAUGCAGAUCCCGGCGUGAAUCUCUAUGGAGGUGUCAUCCACUUUCGACGGGCUGCUCGGGAGGCGACCGUCGAGCAGUAUGAGAUUCAUUGGGCCCAGCUGUCUGGAUCAACGGCCUCACCGGUUUCACUGGUGGAGACAAUUACGACGGCUUCCGACAAUGAGACCCUGCUGUUUGAGAUGAUCGACUCCUAUGGUGAUGGAUGGAACG
Messenger RNA from Symbiodinium necroappetens, 469 nucleotides. The record is from the annotation of a GenBank genome assembly. Lineage: Eukaryota; Dinophyceae; Suessiales; Symbiodiniaceae.